AUGAAGCUGUGCGUUUCUUAUGCUGGAAAAGGGGUCAGCGACAACCUUGACUUUCGAUUCGUCAUCCAACUUGAUGCGAAAAAGGGAAACAGUAGUCGCGCUCGCUUUCUUGAAAGUAGCAGUGUGUACAAGAUGACGUUGGAUUCGGUUCCGUUGAGGAAAGGGGAACAGUGGUGUGAACGACGCUACAUAUAUCUGAUCGACGAAAUCCGUGACAAACUGAGCCCGAUUAUAGUGCAGGUUAAUUACAACAUUUCUCAGGAUACCUUCGGAUCUGCCUUAACCCCGAUCAAGGACGCAUAUCUCCCAGAAGUUUUGACCGGCGAGAUUCAAAUACAGAAGGACUGCGGAAAAGACAGCAUUUGCAUUCCUGAUCUUCAGCUUCAUCCAUCGCUAAGCAAAGAGUCGGUGUACGUUGGAGCAGAUGACCGUUUCAACGUCAGCGUCAUGAUUCACAACCUCCUGGAAGACGCUUUCGAAGCGCAGUUUUUUUUGUUCGCGCCGGUGGGACUCGAUUACGAGGGAUUUUCCCGCGAUGUACCGACGAGGCCGAUCAGCUGUUCCCCUCCAAAGGAGGUAGACGAUAAGUUGUACGUCCUUGUGUGCGACAUCGGGAACCCGUUGCCGAAGAAUGCUACCGUUCGCUUUAACAUGCAGUUUUCGACUCAGAACUUUGUCUCUUCUGCUGGAAGAAUAUCCUUGAAAUUAAUUACGAACAGCACAAACAACGAAAGCCUUGAAACUCAGGCGGAUAACGAAAACAUUAUCGAAAUUCCGUUGGAAGUGAAAGCGGAUUUCAUCGUCACCGGCGUGUCGAAGAAUGAGACGUACGGAUACCAACCUUCUGAUUUCGUCGACCCAACAAUUUUUGACUCUGACGCAGGUCCUACUGUUACGCAUAUAUACGAGCUCAUCCUUUGCGUUUUUCAGGUUCGAAACUUAGGCCCGACCACUUUCUCCGAGGCAUCGCUCGACAUUUAUUGGCCUAGUUUUUUCAAAGACACGGAAAAGCCGUUAUUGUACCUCGUAAACGAUAUUCAGACGGAAGGCAGAAUCACUUGUGAAUUGAUUCAGAAAGGAAACAUAAACCCGGAAGGCUUGGUGAGUUUAAAACUCUCUACUUCGUUUUAAAA
Messenger RNA from Soboliphyme baturini, 1133 nucleotides. Lineage: Eukaryota; Metazoa; Nematoda; Enoplea; Dioctophymatida; Soboliphymatidae. The record is from the annotation of a GenBank genome assembly.